GCCAUAGCACCACCACCACGUCAACCCCGACACCCACGGCCACGACCACCACCCAUCACCACCCGCUCCCUCACAGGCUCCACGUCCAUCGGCAUGCUCCGCUCCCAGUGAAGCGCUCAAUCUCGUCUCCCGCCGCGACUCCGUCGCCCAACCCCAACUGCCGCCCACCCACCGCCCCGACGUCAUGGAGCCCCAGUGGACGGCCUACUCAGACACCCCGAGCGCCCGAUAUUCGCACACGAUGCAAUCGCCCCCGCACGCCUCGCGGGAUGCCAGCGUGUCGUCGCAGAUGAAGCAGGACGCCUAUGCAACCCCCUCCCGCCAGAACUCAAUCGCCAUGCAAUCGCCCGCUGGUGCUGGCGGUGCUGCUGUUGCUGCUGCCGCCGCCGCCGCUGCAGGCCCCCGCCCCGAGUACAACGACGGCGAUGGUGACGUGCCCAUGGAGGAUGCCUACAAGCCAAGGCUCAAUGCUGUGCGCCCAACCCAGCAGCAGCGCCACUCGCAGCAGUUCAUCCAGCAAGAGGAGAGUGCUGCCGCGCGCAGAUAUUCGCCCAUGAACCUCUCCCCCACAUCGCCCUACUCAGGCAACCCGCAGCAGAGUGGCCAGACCUACACCAGCUUUACCCCUCAGUCCCAGUCCCAGGCGCAGGCGCAGACACAGGCCAGCCGCCAGAGCCCUACGCGCAACAAUCCCUACAUGUCGCCGCCCAGCAGCUACUACUCUCCGCCAUCCUCCCGACCACAUGCGCCCCAACUGCCUCCCAUUCAGUCCAACAUGGGCCAAGAGAGCUUCUAUCCGCAGUCUGCGACGGCACAGCUGAAUGCUGUGUACAACAGAGACAACCGGUCACCGCGCGCGACUUCCAAUUCCAACUCGAAUCCUCCGCACCUGCCGCCCAUUGGACGAGGACCGGUUCCCAAGUUCGAAAAAGUCUCCAACACAGCCGACUUGCAGCCUAAGAUCAAUGCCCAACCGCCAUUCCGUCGCGCCAACCCAGAGGGAGGCUUCAUCAGUCCCCUCCAAGCUCUCACUGCCCAUCUGCCUAUGACGUACAAGCUGUGCAAUGGUGGAUUCAACUACCAAUCGUCGCGAAAUCCCCGUCGCGUCCUAACCAAGCCCAGCAAAGGAGUCAAGAAUGACGGUUACGACAACGAGGACAGCGACUAUAUUUUGUAUGUCAACGACAUUCUGGGAUCGGAGGAAUCUGGACACAAGAACCGCUACUUGAUCUUGGACGUGCUGGGACAGGGCACAUUCGGACAAGUCGUCAAGUGUCAGAACUUGAAGACGCAGGAGGUAGUAGCCGUCAAAGUGAUCAAGAACCGGACAGCAUACUUUAACCAGAGUAUGAUGGAAGUCUCCGUGCUUGAUUUGUUGAACAAGCAGAUGGACAAGAACGAUGACCACCACCUGUUGAGACUCAAGGACACUUUUAUUCACAGGCAGCAUUUGUGUCUGGUCUUUGAGCUGCUGAGUGUCAACCUCUACGAGCUGAUCAAGCAGAACCAGUUCCGCGGACUGUCGACGACCCUAGUUCGCGUCUUUGCGCAGCAGUUGAUUAACGGAUUGGCACUGCUCGGGAAGGCCAAACUCAUACAUUGUGAUUUGAAGCCUGAGAACAUUCUGUUGAAAAACCUUGAAAGCCCAAUCAUCAAGAUUAUCGAUUUCGGUUCCGCGUGCGACGAACGCCAAACUGUGUACACAUACAUCCAGUCACGAUUUUACCGUUCGCCAGAAGUUCUGCUUGGUUUACCAUAUUCGGCCGCAAUCGACAUGUGGUCACUGGGCUGCAUUGUCGUCGAGCUAUUCCUCGGUCUGCCACUUUUCCCAGGUUCAUCCGAAUACAACCAGGUUUCGCGGAUAACAGAGAUGCUCGGACUACCACCACAUUGGAUGUUGGAGAUGGGCAAGCAGUCUGGAGAGUUUUUUGAAAAGUCGCAGGACGAGUACGGUCGCAAGCAGUACCGGCUCAAGUCCAUGGAGCAGUAUUCCAGGGAGCAUGGAACCAAGGAGCAACCUAGCAAGAAGUACUUCUCCGCCACGACCCUGCCAGACAUCAUCAAGAACUACCCCAUGCCGCGGAAGAAUAUGAAGCCGAACGAGAUUGAGCGAGAAAUGGGCAACCGGGCUGCCUUUAUCGAUUUCGCUCAGGGAUUGCUAAACCUCAAUCCCCUUGAACGCUGGACCCCCGCUCAGGCGAAGCUUCAUCCGUUUAUCACACAGGCCAAGUUUACUGGGCCGUUCGUACCUCCAAUGACGCUCAAAUCCAGCUCAAGCCGAUCGCCAGCACCGGGUGUUCAGGAACAACAGCGAUAUGAGGGCUUGAGCAGACAGCGACAACAGCAACAACAGCAAGCGGUCGCGCAGCAGCAACAGGCGCAGGCAGCCCAACAUGCCGCCUAUGCAAACAUGCAGAUGAACCAAUACGCUGCCGCACAGAGCCCGCAAGCUCAGCAAAAUCCCUACAACAUGUACACACCCAACCAUCAAGGUGCACCGCCACCUUAUCCCUCCCAGGCAGCACAAUAUGGUCAGCCCAUGAACAUGAUGCAGCCGCAACAGCCACGGCAAUAUAACCAGCCUCAGAACCUCUAUGCGCAAGCCACGACCCGUGCCGGACGACAACGGGCAACGACAAUGGAUCAGCAACAGUCGGGGCAGUCAGGUAUUCCACCUGCGCUGCAGAGGGUUAUGAGUCACUUGGACCCUAAUGCGCCUGUGCGCCUACAGCCAUCACCGGCAUACUACCCACCUCCACCUGAUGGCGCGCCAGAGAGCGCAAGCAGUGCCAGGCGAAGAGGGUCGCGGGCUGGCAACUCGAACCGUAGCCACAACUUUGUGCGCAAUCUCGAAGACCGCACACUUGAAGAAGGAUUUGUGGGCCAAAACCACUGGCAAUGAUGAACUGGAUUGUUGCACUGAUACACAAAGACGGGAAAAGGCGCCGUGUGCAACACGGAGAUGCGGCGUUUUGAUUUCCUGUUGAUAUCCCCCUUUCCCGUCCCCCAGAGUUCGUUGGUCAGCAACAUUGUCUAUGGUAUGAGUAGGAGAAUAAGAAGAAGCUAUGGAAGCGAGGAACACAACUCGGAGGGACCGCGCGGGCCGCACCAUUGUCCAUACCGGUUUGCACGAGGCUAUACGGCACCAUAUUGCGAUGCUCAGCCCGCUCAACUGGCUUUGCAUGGAUUCGCAACAGGCGCUCGUGAGUCAGGGCGAUUACUUCU
Messenger RNA from Bipolaris sorokiniana ND90Pr, 3225 nucleotides. RefSeq lists its product as uncharacterized. The transcript is spliced from 6 exons. Gene Ontology annotation, cellular component: cytoplasm; nucleus. Gene Ontology annotation, biological process: peptidyl-serine phosphorylation; peptidyl-threonine phosphorylation. Bases 185 to 2902 code for a protein of 905 amino acids. The record is from RefSeq and is a predicted model, not a curated record. Gene Ontology annotation, molecular function: protein serine/threonine kinase activity; ATP binding; protein tyrosine kinase activity. Lineage: Eukaryota; Fungi; Ascomycota; Dothideomycetes; Pleosporales; Pleosporaceae.